This is a messenger RNA of Vidua macroura (Pin-tailed whydah), 4266 nucleotides long. RefSeq names its product TOP1 binding arginine/serine rich protein, E3 ubiquitin ligase (gene TOPORS). Gene Ontology annotation, molecular function: ubiquitin protein ligase activity; metal ion binding. The transcript has 2 exons. Gene Ontology annotation, biological process: protein monoubiquitination; protein polyubiquitination. The coding region runs from base 688 to 3756 and encodes 1022 amino acids. The record is from RefSeq and is a predicted model, not a curated record. Lineage: Eukaryota; Metazoa; Chordata; Aves; Passeriformes; Viduidae.
CCAGGCAGCCACUCACACACUCCCUGACCAGUGAGAUCACAGAGAAAAACAAAACAGUAAAAGCUGAAAAACUCGUCAGUUGAGAUAAAGACAGUUAAAUAAGGACACCAAAAGCCAUGCGUACAACCAAAACAAAACGAAGAAUUAAUUCACUGCUUCUGAUGGGCACGCAGGUGUUCAGCUAUCUCCAGGAGAGUGGGGCCCUGUCAUAUAUGAUAGUGAUUUGAGCAGACAAGCAUCAUCACUCCAAAUGUCCCACCUUUCCUCCUUCUUUCCUCCAUGUUAUAUAUUGAGUAUGUCACGUGGUCUGGAAAUCCCUUUGGUCAAUUUGGGUCACCUGUCCCAGCUGUGUCUCCUCCCAACCUCCCACAGCCCACCAACUUCCUCACCAGCAUGGAAGUACAAAAAGUUCUGUGUAAGCCCUUCUGAGCAAUAACAAAAACAUCUCUGUAUUAUCAACACUGUGUUCAACACAAAUCCAAAGCUCAGCCCCAGAUCAGUCACUGUGAAGAAAAUUUACUAUCUCAGGCAAAACCAGCAUAACAACCUGACUAUGUAAAAGGCAGUGUGUACUUGAGCAUGACAUCUGGUUGUUUCUGCUUCAGUCUUGAAAAGAAAUACUUACUUUGGCAGGAACACAUCCCUGGAGAUUGUCUUAUCCAACAAGCUGUGUGUGGUCCAGCAUGAAUGCCCAACAAAGAGGGGCAGACUGUGCAGGAACAGAACAGGUCCAGCAGAACUUGGAAGAACAUGACAUCAGAUAAGGAGUCUGCAGAAAACAGCAAUUUUUCACCAAAAGCCAGCACCAGUAAGCUGCCGACAGAUGCGUCUCCCGACUCCAAAUGCCCCAUCUGCCUGGAUAGAUUUGACAACGUUGCGUAUCUAGAUCGCUGCUUGCAUAGGUUCUGCUUCCGUUGUGUCCAAGAAUGGUCAAAGAACAAAGCAGAAUGCCCACUGUGCAAGCAACCCUUUUUUUCCAUUUUCCAUACGAUUCGUGCAGAAGAUGACUUCAAGGAAUACAUACUCAGCCCUUUAGAAACAAGCUCUUUUGCCAGCCCUGAUGGCCGGAGGUUUCGUUAUCGCACUACCUUAACAAGGGAACGCCGCACACGCAGUUCCCCUUCCCGAAGGAUGCUGUCCCCUCUGGAUAACGGGAUGUUGUUUGAAGGGCUGUCAAGUGAGCCAAUGCAACACAGACACAGAGAGAUUCAGCAGAUGAUCAGGAGGCUGGCCUCAAGGAGAAAGGCUAGUGCAGAGGGCAGAUCUCUGCGGCAGAUUCAGGAGGAGGACAUGAUCAACUUCCGCAGGGCCCUGUACCGCACUGGCGUGCGCAUCCGUAGCAUUCAGGACGGUGGCCGAUACCGAGAGAUUUCAGCAGAGUUCUUCCGCCGCAACCCUGCUUGCCUUCACCGCUUGGUUCCUUGGUUGAAGCGAGAACUUACAGUCCUGUUUGGUGCCCAUGGGUCUCUGAUCAAUAUUGUGCAGCACAUAAUCAUGAGUAACGUAACCAGAUAUGAUCUGGAAAGUCAGGCCUUUGCUGAUGAUUUAAAGCCAUUUUUGCUGAAUCGGACAGAACACUUCCUGCACGAAUUCAUCAGUUUUGCUCGCUGUCCUUUUAACUUAGAAGCCUACGAUCAACACGCCAAUUAUGACUGUCCUGCACCAUCCUAUGAGGAAGGAAGCCACUCAGACUCAUCAAUUAUUACAAUAUCUCCAGAUGUGACGUACGCACAAGGGCUUGAUAAUAGUUUGUCUGUACCUGGUCUUGGUCAGGCCCCAUGGGAUGAUGAAACUCCAGGGCCUUCCUAUUCGAUUUCAGAAGAGGUUCAUGCAACCAUAGCUUCUCCUCUGGAGUCAUCAGAAAGUUCUGAUGAGGACUCUGCUUCAGGGAGCUUCAGGAAGAACCAAGGACUUGCUUCAGGAAGAACCAAGCUGCAGACUGAGUUACAGGCUAAUGCUGAUUCAAACGACAGUGGCUCUUCCUCAGACAAUUGUGUCAUUGUUGGGUACGUUAAGCCAUUAGCUGAGAGGACACCAGAAGUGGUUGAGCUGUCCUCUGACUCUGAGGAGUCCAUCAAGGAAGAGAAAAGGGAAGAUGUCAAGAAACAGCGACCAGUCCAGUGUCACAUCUGGAGUGACAGUGAACCAAGCAGGAGUUUCUCACCACAUUCCCCAACAUAUAGGGAGGAUGUAGGAAGUUGUAGAAGCUGUUUAUCUCCUGCAGUUGAGAAGAUGGAAUCAAAAGAGGAUGAGAAGAACAAAUGUAAAAGAAAAGAUCUGCCUCCACAUGAGUUGAAUUGGAGCCCCUCUCCAGGGAGUGACACAGUAUGCUCCCCUUGGAAUCACAGAUUGUCUAAAAAGGGAGAGUGUAGAAGCCCACAGUCCUGUUCACGGGACAGUCGAGGAAGUCAUGGCCAUCGGUCUAGAAGGGAGCACCGUAGCAAAAGCCAACUUAAAAGGAAACGAUCAAGAAGCAGAGAUAGUAGCAAACAUAGGAGUAAAAGAAGCAGCAGAAGAUCAAGGGCUCAUGACACCAGAGCCUCUCUGAAAAGCCAGAGGGGCUCUCUGAGUGGUGAGAGCACUCCAUCCAGAGAAGUGAGCAGAUCACGUUCACGCAGCAAAGGCCACAGUAAAAGGAGAUCAAGAAGCAGAGACAGCGAUCGCUAUUAUGUAAGAGACAGUUAUCAAAGUAGACACCAGUGGGGUUCUGCUUUCUGUACUCGAAAGGUCUUUGGAGACAGCUAUGAAUCCUCCAGUAGAAGGAGGACCCGGUCUAACACUCUUUACUCGUGCCAAUCUGCUAGUCCAGAGUACAGGAUACGAUCAUUUAUUGAGAGGACAGAUCUGCAUAGCCAGAGGGGACUCCAUGAGAGACACUAUUACUGUUACGAAAGAUGCAGGUCAAGGAGUCGGUCAAGCAACAGAUCAAGGACUCCUUCUGGAGGAACUGACAGAAUGAAAAGUGAAAAGCCUGGUGGAAAAAGGAAGUACAAAACUCGCCACCUGGAGAAUGCAUUCAUGGAUAGCACAAGUCUAGAAAGAGAAAAUGAGUUCAAGAAAACUUCCUCAAAAUUUGGUGACUGCUGCAAAAAUGAGGAUAGCCUGUCAGACAAUCGUGCAAGCAGCGAGAUAAAGCGUAAGAAAAGGAAGAAGAAAAUGAGGAGUCCAAGUGUGGAGAUAGUCUACGAAGGAAAAGCAACAGAUACAACGAAGCAUCUUAAAAAGAAAAAGAAAAAGCAUAAGAAGAAACACCGGAAACAUCACACGAGUAACUCAAUACAUUCUUCUCCAGUGGUGAUUACAAUUGAUAGUGAUAGUAGCAAGGAGCCAGAAAGUACCGAAUGGGACAGCAGUAUUACAUGGACAGGCACAACUCAAAUAAAUGAGAGGGAAAAUGAGUCUCCAUCUUCUUUUCUGAGGAGGAUAGGAUGUGAGGAAACUGGAGGAGUAGACAAAAAGUAUGGUAUGCCUGCCACAGGGGAAAACUUAGAUGGUGGCAUUAGAAAUGCUGAUGUCAAACUUCAAGAAACAGCAGCUGAUCAGAGUGUUACCACAGUGGAUACCAACAAUAACACCUCUCACAUAGAAACUGUAACCAGUUAUGUUCAGAAAGCACCAGCAGCACCUUCCAGUCAACUGCCUUCCCCCAGGACUUCCUUUCUAGAGUGUCCAGAGAGAGAGCCAUUGAUACUGAGACUGCCAAAGAGACUUGUCAACAGAUCCUCGUGGUUUGAUUUCCCAGAAGAAAAAAUGUAGUAGGCUUUCCUUGGACACUUGUUAAAACUGUGAAUUUAACUACUUUCUUUUUCCCCUUGAAAACCAAAAUGUCUGAUAGGGUUUUUGUUAAAAAGAUGUCUAGGAAAUGUAUAAAACUUUUAAAUGUGUAUGCACUUUUAAGUCAAAGAAGAUAGACUAUUGCUAGUAUGUAAUUCUAAAAGUUUGUUAGAAGACUGUUUGGAAGUUUUAAUUUCAUAAAGCCAUCCACAGAGUAUUCAAAGUUUUGAGUAAACCAAACAACAGAAAAGGAGCCCAAAACAAGAGCCUUGAAAUGCAUUUUAUGGGGAUUGCUCUUCUUAGACUAGGAAAAUGUUGUUUAGUUCAUAAAAAGUGAUUCAGUCUGAAUUCUAGCAUCAUUUCAAUCUCUGGUUUAAGCUGAUCUCUGCUGAAAAGCAGUCAGUGAUUUCUACAGAAAUUCUCAAUGACUUUGAGUAAUUUUAAGGUAAGCUAUGUCCAAAUCUGAAUAAAGCAAUAAGGUUUUUUGGUUGU